This is a messenger RNA of Notechis scutatus (mainland tiger snake), 1413 nucleotides long. The record is from RefSeq and is a predicted model, not a curated record. Lineage: Eukaryota; Metazoa; Chordata; Lepidosauria; Squamata; Elapidae.
CCAUCCAUUUUUAAAAUUCAUUGAAGGAGGAUGUUGCAAUUCACCUGUGAGAACCAUAGCCACUUCUGCUUUCGGAAAGAGGAAAGAGAUUUCCACCCAAAGCCCUUUUCUUGCGCUGUUCUGACAAUAGCACAGAAGAAACCACAGGAGGAGAGAAGCUCUCCAGAGUCCUGGAGAAAGGUUGCUCUCCUGCACCAAGAGGUUUACCUCCUUGGGCUUCUCAGGAUCCUGUUGCUGACCACAACCAUCCAAAGAGGCUUAAGUUUCAGGGAUGCAAACAUGGGUUGUCCCCUUGAGGCGUUCUUCCUUGGGCUAAUUUCAACACAGUUGCUUUGGAAAGGUGUGAUACCUGAAAAAGUAGGGGAGUAUUACCUGAAAGCUCCUGAUCAUGUGUUGGUAGAGGAAGGGCUCUGUGCCAUGAUUCCCUGCAAUUUUACUUAUAAUAAACAGCAUGCCUUGGAGACUGCAGAAUUGAAAGGAUAUUGGAAGAAAGAAGAAAAUAAUCAAGUUGUGGCCACCUCUACUCAAAUAUCGGCUGAGAAUCACUUUCAACUCAUUGGGGAUCUGACAGCAGGAAACUGUUCUCUCCUCAUCUUGAAUGCCCAAGAAUCUGAUGAAGGGAACUACUUUUUCAGAAUGGAAAAAGAACCUAGAGCAAAAUACAGCUUUUUCAAAUUCGCUAAACCAUACCUGAACGUAACAAAAGGACAACUACCAGAAAUACAGAUCUUGGGGACGUUGAGAGCAGGAUAUUCUACAAAGAUCACCUGUGCAACUUUUGCAAGCUGUAGUUGGAUGCCUCCAAAGUUCACCUGGAACGGCUUACCCGAAGGCAUCGAAUCUCCUUUGCAGCUUAAUGGGACCCAGGUUUACUCAGUGGUGGAUUUCUUACCUUCUGUUGCAGACCACAAGCAGAAUAUCACCUGCAGGGUCAAUUACACAAAUGGGAGCAAUUCUGUUUCCAGAGAGACAACCAUCCAACUGAAUGUCACUUUUAAACCGCAGAUACUGAUCAGGGGGGAACAUUUUUGCUCCAAUAAAAGUCAGCAAAGCUUCAGAAACAUUUCUCAGCUCAAGGUACAAAAAGGGGAUUGCAUCCGGCUACGCUGCAAGGUAAAAGGCAACCCUUUGCCCCAGGUGACUUGGGUUAACGGAACCAAAGUCUUGAAGACAAAACCCCGAGCCUUGAAUGUCCUGGAGCUUCCUGAUCUUAAACCGGAAGAUUCUGGGAAGUACACGUGUCAGGCAGCCAACGAAUUAGGCUCUGUUGAAGCAUCCCUUGAGCUCUCCGUAACAGACCCAAUUAAAACCCUGCUUCUCAAGGUGACUGGUGCCCUUGUCGUGCUUGCUGUUAUCAUGAUCAUCACUGGGGUCAUCCUUGCUUCUAAAAGAAACAUUUGCAAAUUUGUGUAA